UGGCAUACAAGUACUGUUGACAGACUACACUGUACCCUAGACAGAUGAAGAAGAAAACCUCUGAUGGUUGCUGGCUUGUUCUCAUGGCUCUAGUUGGGUUGGCUGUACAGAAUGUUUCGUCGUCAGUGAACUGUCCUAACCUAUGUCAGUGUGUAGUUGGUGAUUCUGAAGCCUUCAUCGUGGACUGUGUAAACCAGAAGCUCACAACUUUCCCCGAAUCUGUACCGGUCAUUUCAACAAAACUUAACAUCAGCAGCAAUACAAUUACUCGCUUAAUAGAACUUAAACAGGGAAAUAUUUUAUUUUCUUCUGUCACAGUUUUGGACAUAAGUAAUAAUGUUCUGGAAGAGAUUAGUGCAGAUUUCUUGAAGGCGUUUCCUAAUUUAGAAUAUUUAUAUUUAAAACAAAAUAAAUUAAGAGAAAUUCCUGAUUUUUUACCUGAAACAAUGGUAGUACUACAUGCAGGUAUAAAUAUGAUAACAAGUCUGUGUAACUUAACUCGGAGUCCUGUGCGAGAGCUCUACUUAAGUAAUAACAACAUCAAUCUUGGCAGCAAGAGCCUCAGUGAACAAAUGGAAAGAACCUGCAGUACCACUUUUGAAUUCCCGAAUCUUGAAGUUUUAGACCUGGCAGGGAAUCAGAUAACAAAUAUAGACGAUGAAACUUUCAGCAGAUCUCCAAAAUUGAGGCAUUUAUCUCUAUCAAAAAACAGGAUAGCAAAUGUGUCUUUUGUUAAGGAACUGAAUGCAGUUGAAGUUUUGGAUCUAAGCAACAACUUGAUUUCAGGGUAUGAAAAACACGUAUUUGAGAAUUUGAGUAAAUUAAGAUAUUUAUCUUUAGCAUUUAAUAACUUCAUAAGUCUGCCUGGCUAUUUCCCGACUCUGGAGUGGCUGGACAUGUCGUUCAAUAGUAUCUCCCACUUGGUUGAGGAUAUUGAUAAAGAUGGUCUUUAUCCUCAUGAUGUUUUCCUUUUAGGAGGUAAUCCAUUUCACUGUGACUGUCAUUUACAAUGGGUGAAAGACUUGUAUGACUUAAGAAUUUAUUUAUUGAAAUAUAUAGAUGUAAAAAUGGAAAAAUAUGUUCCUGUUUGUGCAACACCUAAUCAUUUAGCUGGAAAGUCAUGGGACUUACUUGACACUGAACAGUUUGUGUGUUCUGACAAAAUCAGGAGCCCGGCAAAGAUGGCUGAAACAGCUAACAAAGAUUAUCAUUGGUCUCCAGAACUACACACAAAUUUUGUAGGACAGACUUACAUCAAAUUAAGUUGGGCCCCAAUAAAGGUAGAUUUAAAAUCAAAGUUAAGGGAGACAAUUUUGACAUACCGAAAAUUUGGUGGACGUAAUGAAUGGAUUGAGGUGUUAGUCACAGGUAAUAUGGGUGUUUACACUAUCAGGGAUUUGAACCCGAACACAGCAUAUGUCAUCUGUCUGAAAGGUGAUGUUUCCCUGGACCAUAGCUGUGUGGAAGUGGUCACUUCUGGUCAGUUUUGGCUACAACAGUAUGUAUUCUUUGGUUGGAUGGCUGCACUUGUUUUUAUCUGCAUUGUGGCCAUUUUGAUCAUGUGCUUUUGUUUUUUCAAAAAUGACAGUCUAAAGAAACAACAGUAAAAUUGUGACUGAUUUUGUUGUUUGAAAUUUGAAAAUUGUGAUUGAUAUAAAUUUUUAUUUAUGAGUAAAAUAAAGUACCUUGCAGGUUCAUACAC
Molecule: messenger RNA, 1702 nt
Organism: Ylistrum balloti
Lineage: Eukaryota; Metazoa; Mollusca; Bivalvia; Pectinida; Pectinidae
Product: protein slit-like
Exons: 2
Coding region: 45-1607 (520 amino acids)
Molecular function (GO): protein binding
Source: RefSeq, a predicted model, not a curated record